AUGGCCGGCCUCGCAUCCCUAGUCAGUGCAUUGCUACUAGGUGCCCAGACCGCUUACGGUCUCCCCUCAGACGCCACUACUCAGGCCUGCAAUGAGAUAGCCAACUCUCUGCCCGGCAAAGUCCUGAGUCCAGGACUUCUCUCAGUGGAAUAUCAGCAUGAGACACAACAGUACUGGGCUACUAAUCUUCGUGAAAUCAAACCAGCAUGUAUUGUACAGCCCAACUCUGCUCAGGAUAUUUCUAUUGUUAUCAAAAUCCUGAACAAGUACCCGACAGUCCGCUUUGCUACUCGCAGUGGUGGUCAUGACCCUAACAAAGAUCAUUCUACUGUUGAAGAUGGUGUCCUCAUCACCAUGACCGACUUGGUUGGAGCAAGCUAUGACGCACAGGAGGAUGUAGCCUAUGUCCGGCCCGGAGGAGAGUGGAAUGACGUGAUAGGUGAUCUCGAGCAAAGCGGGGUAGCCAUUGCUGGUGGAAGACUUGGUCUCGUUGGUGUUGGUGGCCUACUGUUAGGGGGAGGUCUCUCCUUUCUCAGUGCUCAAGAAGGCCUUGCCGCCGAUAACAUUAUCGAAUGGGAGACAGUCAUGGCCAAUGGCUCCAUUGUAAACGUAAAUGCCGCAAGACAUCCAGACCUCGCACAGGCCAUGCGUGGUAGCAGCAACAAUUUUGGCAUUGUCACACAAUUCAAAGCUAAAGUUCAUCACAUGGACGACGUCUGGGGCGGGUCCUGUUCAUACGAUGAGACAAAGGCAGACGAGCUCUACGCUGCGCUACAUGAAUUCGCUGGUCAUGGUGCCGAAGAUCCCAAGGCUGCCAUUAUAUUCACUGAUCUGGUACUUGGCGUUGGAACGAGGUCAAAACUCAUAUACUACUUUUACGACAACCCUGCACCGCCCACGUCCGGUCCUUUCGCCCAGUUCUUCAACAUCCUCAAUCUGACUUGCGUACCGAAGAGGCAGAAGUAUUCUCAGCUGCUAAAAGCCAAUGGUGAACCGAUUCGCCUCUUGAAUGCUCGUUCUUUCUUCCGCACUGAAACCAUCCCAUACAUCGCCUCUCGCCCACAAAUGUACAAGGAGAUUAGUGACAAGCUCGCCAAGACCACUGCCCUCUUUUUGAAUACUCCUCCUGUCGCCCGUGGCAUUCAGUUCAGCGUUGACUUCCAGCCUCUUCCCUCUGCAAUUGGCAAGAAAUCAGCGGCCAAAGGCGGCAAUGCCAUGGGUCUCGGUGCUUCUGAUCCUGACCGCAUAGUUCUUAUCUUCCAAGGAGCUUGGAACUUACCAUCAGACGACGAAGCUGCUUUCAAGAUUGCCAGAGAAGUUACGAGUUGGCUAGACGAGGUUGUACCGCAGUGGAUGGCAGAAGCAGGCAUGCCCCUGGAUACGUACCUACCGCUAUUCUUGAAUGAUGCUAUGUAUGACCAGCCUGUUCUACAAAGCUAUCGGGAUUAUGAGAAGUUCAAGGCAUUGCAGAAGAGCGUCGAUCCUGACGGCUUGUUCAGCACGAGGACUGGCGGAUUCAAGUUCUGA
Messenger RNA from Bipolaris maydis ATCC 48331, 1527 nucleotides. RefSeq lists its product as uncharacterized. NCBI's taxonomy places the organism in Eukaryota, Fungi, Ascomycota, Dothideomycetes, Pleosporales, Pleosporaceae. Gene Ontology annotation, molecular function: FAD binding. The record is from RefSeq and is a predicted model, not a curated record.